UUAAUUUGUGUUUUGUUUAUUAAAAAUGUGUUCGUCUUCUUUGCUAUGUGGUCACACCUGUUAAGUUGGCAAUAUGGAAAACUAAAAUAUAAAUAAUAUGGCCGAUUGUCGUCAUUGUUUUUAACCCGCCAGUGCACGGGUUGGGUCUGUGAGACCCAGCAGCACGUAAUUCUUCGAAUCGCCAAGAGAUGGCAGAAGCUGUUUACUUGUGCAACCUGAUAGCUUCCUAUCUAAACCUGUUUAGUAUCUCUGUGGACUUGCAGCAGAGUGGCAGUUAUAGUUUCCGAAGUACUGUGGAUUUUAUCGACUGGUGGGUCUGUGGGACCCAACCCGUACAAUUAUGUCACGUAGGAAACAGUUGUACAAUUUGAGUAAUCCACGCGAUGUAGAACAAGUUAUGGCACUUCUAGAAGUAACGUUGUCCGAUGAUGAUAUUUCUGACUGUACAGACACUGAUGCCGAUCAAGAUUAUGCAGUUAGCAGCGACCAUAAUAGUUCUUCAGAAAAUGAUUCAGAUGAAGAAAAAAUACAAUCAAAUAACACUGAGGACAAUUACUUUUUAGGGAAAGACAGGAAGACAAAGUGGGGAAAAAGUAGACCAAUGCAAAGUGUUCGUACUAGAAGUCACAAUAUUGUAAAAAAACUUCCAGGUGUUACAGGGCUAGGAAAAAAAGAAAAAAGUGUUAGUGGAUGCUGGAGUUUGUUUUUUGACAACAAUAUGAUUGAAAAAAUUGUUGUGUUCACAAACAAAUACAUUUUAAAAAUUUCUUCUAGUUAUAAAGAUCCUAGUGACUGUAAACCAACAUCACUGACAGAAAUAAAAUCUCUCCUUGGUCUACUCUACGGAAUGGGUUUCCUGCAUGGUGGAAGAAUGAAUAUCCAAGACUUUUGGUCUACUGAUGGUUUAGGAACGGAGCGGUUUCCAGCAACCAUGGCUUUCAGACGCUUCCGAUUUCUUCUGAAAUGUAUUCGCUUUGAUGAUAUCGAAACCAGGCAGCAGAGGAGAGAGAGUGACAAACUGGCAGCAGUGAGGGAAAUUUUCGAAGCAUUCAAUGGAAACUGUAAAAAAUACUAUUCCAUGGGUGAGUUUAUGACAUUGGAUGAAAUGCUUCUUUCUUUCAGAGGACGAUGUGGUUUUAGAAUGUAUAUUCCGUCGAAACCAGGGAAAUAUGGUAUAAAAGUUUUUGCACUGGUUGAUGCUAAAAUGUAUUAUACAUACAAUCUUGAAAUAUAUUGUGGUAAGCAACCUGCAGGACCAUAUCAAGAUGUGAGCUUCAAACCGAGUGAUAUUGUUGAAAGAAUGUGCUUGCCUGUUUCUGAAAGUGGGCGUAAUUUGACGAUAGAUAACUGGUUCACAUCGUACGAUAUUGUUGCAAAAAUGAAGAAUGAACACAACAUAACUAUUGUUGGAACUGUCAGAAAAAAUAAGAAGGAGCUGCCACCACACUUUAUUACAGCUGCAAAACGGGAACCUCACAGCAGUGUAUUCGGCUUUCAAGAAAACAUGACUCUCGUUUCUUAUGUUCCAAAACGAGGAAAAACUGUAUUGUUGUUGUCGUCUAUGCAUGCCGAUGAUAAAAUUGACGAGAGCACAGGAGAACAAAAAAAGCCAGAGAUCAUCACAUUUUAUAAUUCAACCAAAGGUGGUGUGGAUUGUGUCGAUGAGAGGAUUGCAUUCUAUAAUGUGGCUCGAAACACUAGAAGAUGGACAAUGGUAAUUUUCUACGCAAUGCUCAAUAUUGCAGGUGUCAAUGCUUAUUUGGUUUAUCGAGCAAAUGAUCCCACUUCCCAAGAUGGAAAAAACAGAAGAACGUUUCUGAGAAAACUGAUGUUCAACCUUACGGAGGAGCACAUCAAAGAGAGAGCCAUGUGUAAAUUUCUUCCUAAAAGCAUUCGCAGUGCUGCAAAAAGAAUAUCUGGGUUGCCAGAAGAAGAAGAGCAAACAAGUGAUGGAAACAAAAGAGGACGAUGUGCUUACUGUAAAGACAGGAAAACUCGCUACUCUUGUUUCAAGUGCAGAAAAUAUCUGUGUUUAGAGCACAGUGCCAUCAUGUGCAGUGACUGUAAAAAUGACAUGUGAAGUUUAUGUGAAAAGUCAUGGCAAAACUUUCAUAUCAACAGUAAUUUUGUAAUUUUUAUUCCAUAAUAGAUCUUGUGUGCAAUAUUAUAGUGAUUUGUAAAAUAAUGGCUAGGAAUUGAGCAAACAAGAUCGCAAGAAAAUUGUAUGUAUUUGUGUGUGUGUAGGCUAUAUAUAUAUAUAUAUAUAUAUAUAUAUAUAUCUUUUUUUUCAAAAAUUUUGUAUUGCUGCAAAAGUAUUAUACAGGUUGGAUGGAGGAAUAUUGAAUCGAAUAAAUUUCAUAAAUGGGACGAGCUGUGAACUGUAAAGACAGAAAAUCUCACUACUCAUGUCGCCAGUUCAUAAAAAUUUAUAUGUCUUUUUAGAGUAAAAUGUGUUUAUGUAAUGACUGUAAUGAUCCUGUGUGAAGUUUAGUUAGUUAUUGCUUCUCCCAUAAAGGUGUCACAGAAGUUUCAAGUCAAUUUUAAUUGAACAUUUCUGUUUUUUAUGCUUUAGUGAAAUAUUCUGCAAAAUAAUGUAGUCUUUUACAAAAAAAAUAUUUGAAAAUUUGUACUAAAUUUUUUAAAAGUAUAUGAUUGCAUAUAUUGAACGUCGAUUGUAUAGCAAUUACCAUAACAAAUAAUAAAAUACAUAGUCAAAAUAAUAACUUUUUUUCAGCAUAUUUAUGUAUGGGUCUGAGAGACCCAACCCGUUCAAUUAUGUAAGUUUUUUUAACCCGUGCACUGGCGGGUUAAGUACGUGUUUCGGUCUUACGUACGUAUUUUUAGUGUCGGCUGAAGUCACGUAAGGAGAUAUUAAGAAUUGUAAUUCAAUUUUAUUAUAUUUUAUCAUCGAGUUUUAUCCAAUUUCCUUUCGAGUUUCGCCCCGUCGAGUAAAAUAAACUCGAAUGCCGAGCCGAGCCGAGCUGAUGCUACUCGCUCGACUCGACUCGAAUUUUCGAGUCUCGGCCCAUCACUAAUAUCUAAGUUCAUCUAAUUCCCCUUAAAAUUGGCGUUUCAAAAUUCCUCCUGGAUUAUGUAAUACUAAAAUGAUUUGAAGGCAAUAAAUUCAAGGGAAAUGGUGUGAUAAAAACAUUAAAAAUAUAAAAAUAUUGAAAUAUAAUAAAAUCAUUGUAAUCAUUAAACAUUAAAAUCGGAAAUACCAUUUUUCGCACUUAUAUCUAGUUUUACGGAAAAGCCGCUUCCUUCAUAAUUACUAUUCCAAAGCCGCGCUGCAAAUGUCCACAUGUACAAUUUUCAAUACAUAGCUGUUUUUUAUAUAUCUCAUGCGCUUUAUAGUUAUAGUAUCUAGAAAAAUUAAUACCUACAAACAUGCAAACUUAUGUGCUACACUGUUUUUAGUUAUAGCCGAGUUGUGUUAGUGUUAGGAUUGUAGACACAGUAGGGGCGGAUCCAGGAAUUACUUGGAGGGGGGGGGGACCGUGAGUCUGGGCCUAGUAUGAUACAUGUUUAUUACUGCAAAGUCGUUAUUAAUCAAUGUAUAUUUUACCUUUAGAUGGGUGGGAGGGCACGUGCCCCUGUGCCCCCCCCCUCCUGGAUUCACCUAUGAAGCACACACGCACGUGCGCUGAGAAUGUAGUGAGCUAUGGUCCCUGCAAACAUUAUUUUUAAGUAUUUAAAACGGCAGUUUUUUUAACGCGUUAAAUGCUAUUUAAGGCGUAAACACAAACUCUUACAUGGAGAGACGAAACAAAAUUGUACCAUUAAUUAUCUAAACGCUUGAAUGGAAAAAUUGGCAACGACAAAAUUAGAUAACAAUGAAUUCAUUUACGUUAAUUUUCAUUAUUGUGUGUAAACCAACAACAUAACACAACACAAAGAGAUUGUAAUGCUGAAAUCUUAAAAUACCUUUAGGUAACUAACAUAUUAUUAAAAUCAGUAUCAUCACAUGUAACAAGAAAGUAAUUCACUUUCACGCACCGCAUUUUGAGCGGUAUUUUGCAUUAACAUUAUUAAGUUAAAUACAUAUCGUAAUGAAAUAAAAAUUAACUUCUUCCAAAGCCUAAACUAAUUCAUUUAAAACAAACAUAUUAGACCUCGAAUUUCAAAAGUGGUUGUA
Messenger RNA from Bacillus rossius redtenbacheri, 4135 nucleotides. RefSeq names its product piggyBac transposable element-derived protein 4-like. NCBI's taxonomy places the organism in Eukaryota, Metazoa, Arthropoda, Insecta, Phasmatodea, Bacillidae. Bases 341 to 2080 code for a protein of 579 amino acids. The transcript has 2 exons. The record is from RefSeq and is a predicted model, not a curated record.